Molecule: messenger RNA, 502 nt
Organism: Kockovaella imperatae
Lineage: Eukaryota; Fungi; Basidiomycota; Tremellomycetes; Tremellales; Cuniculitremaceae
Exons: 3
Coding region: 167-499 (110 amino acids)
Source: RefSeq, a predicted model, not a curated record
CGGUGUUUACGCUCCAGGGGACUUCAAGGCUCCUACUUACAGAAUCGUUUUACCGGAUCCAAAUUCGUCCAAAUCGGGCAGAGGCUUCCACGGGGUCAGAGAAGAGAUAGUCAAUGAAUCUUACGACCGACAGGCCAUCGAUGACCUUUUGGAUAAGCUCAAAAGCAUGGUCAACAGUGUGAAUGGACCCCGAGCGAUUCGACACAUUCGAAACCCUUUUGGACACCAAGAUGAAGGCAUUCGGAUUGUAUGGCCUGAUCAAGGUGAAAAUGGAGAUCGAGAGAUGGCAGAUUGGCCCCGUCGUGAUGCGCUGCUCAGCCAGGGCAGGAGAGUCAGAGCGACCGAGGGUGACGUGUACUCUUUGAGUGCUUUAGAUGAUCCCUUUGCCUCCCAUUUGGGUCCUAGACCGGCGACCGGUGAAUGUCAGGGCGGUGUCGGCGGCAUGUGGCCCCUUGUCCCACGGAUGUCAACUGUUGACAUCACGAUGGGACAUCAAUGAACG